This is a messenger RNA of Dufourea novaeangliae, 1961 nucleotides long. RefSeq names its product patatin-like phospholipase domain-containing protein 2 (gene bmm). The record is from RefSeq and is a predicted model, not a curated record. Gene Ontology annotation, biological process: lipid homeostasis; triglyceride catabolic process. Gene Ontology annotation, cellular component: membrane; lipid droplet; cytoplasm. Gene Ontology annotation, molecular function: triacylglycerol lipase activity. Lineage: Eukaryota; Metazoa; Arthropoda; Insecta; Hymenoptera; Halictidae.
AGUUUCGGAAGGCUGUUGUUGCCCGCGAAGGACUACCGAUAGUUUGAACUCGGACGUCGGGGCAAGUACAUCGUCGGGAGCGCUUUUCCCUACGAGUGUUACGUUUAUAGUGCCGUAGAAAGAGUAAUUAUUUUCUUUCAUGUUUUUCCUGUGAAUCUAUUGUAACAAUUAUUCCUCAACGACCUGUAUAAACAAAGAAACGGUAAACGAACACACAGCGCGGACAAGAGGAUUCCGAAAUGAAUUUAUCGUUCGCUGGAUGUGGCUUCCUUGGUAUUUACCACGUCGGUGUGGCGGUGUGCUUUAAGAAAUACGCUCCACACUUGCUCUUGGAUAAGAUUAGUGGUGCAUCGGCUGGUGCUAUCGCUGCUUGUUGCCUCCUUUGUGAUUUACCCCUCGGGGAGAUUACGAGUAAUGUAUUACGUGUUGCACGCGAAGCACGACAAAGUACUCUUGGCCCGUUCAGUCCCUCUUUCAAUGUACAGGAAAUAUUAUUAGAAAGCUUGCAAAAGUUCCUUCCCAACGACGCUCACAUUCGAGUAAGCGGUAAACUCCAUAUCUCCUUGACAAGAGUAUACGACGGAAAAAAUGUAAUCGUUUCACAAUUCUCUUCUAGGGAAGACUUAUUGCAGGCACUAUUAGCAAGUGCAUUUAUUCCAUUCUUUUCUGGUCUUCUACCACCACGAUUUCAUGGAGUGAGAUACAUGGAUGGCGGUUUUAGCGACAAUCUCCCUACACUCGAUGAAAAUACAAUUACAGUUAGUCCUUUCUGUGGUGAAAGUGAUAUCUGUCCUAGAGAUGUGUCUUCCCAACUCUUUCAUGUGAAUUUUGCAAAUACUAGUAUAGAACUUUCGAGACAAAACAUAUAUAGAUUUGCAAGAAUACUUUUUCCACCUAAUCCCGAGAUACUCUCAAAUAUGUGCAAACAAGGAUUUGACGAUGCAUUAAGAUUUUUGCAUCGUAAUAAUUUACUUAAUUGUACUAGAUGUCUGGCAGUGCAAUCCACAUUUGUUGUCUCUGAGACUCUCGAUGAUAACAUGGAAUAUGAUCCUGAAUGUAUGGAAUGUAAAAUGCACAGACAGGAAGCAUUGGUGUCUAAGUUACCUGAAACCGUUAUGACUAUAUUCCAAGAUGCAAUCGAUUCUGCUAAUAAAGGCCUUAUUAACUGGUUAUUCAAACAUCGAAGUGUAAAACUCCUAUCGUUACUUAGUUUACCGUACACGUUGCCUGCAGAUGUAGUGUAUGCAACUUUUACAAAGUUCGUUUUAAAUGUUCCCAAAUUACGAAGAAAUUUGUUAGAAUUAAGAACGUUUUUCUUGGAUCAGUUAAAUAUUUUAUUCCCUAAAAUCAAUGUGUAUUAUCAACGAGUGCCACAGACUAUUAAGUGUCACUUAGCUUUCACAGAAUAUGGAUCGAAUAUAUACAAAAUGGAAGUACUAGAUGAAACUGACAAUGUGUACAAAAAUCAAAAGAAUCUGAACUUGACUUUACAGUACAAUGAAAUGCAACCAUGGAAUGAUCACAGUAAUAAAUCGAAGUGUGUUAUAAAUAUGUCCGACCUUACAACGGUUGACGAUACUUUUGAAAAUAUUCUACAGGUAACUUCGGAUCAAGAAGCUGUUAUGGCGUAUUAUUAUAUGGACGAUAAUAAUAAAGUACAAGUAACAGAGAUAUUUGAUGUUACGGAAUCGGAAUCGCAUGCAAUGUUAUCUAUAGAAGAAGUUGAAAACAAUAAAAAAUUACAGUUUGAUGAGUGGGAUGAACCCACGUGGUUAUCUCAACAUACAUUUAAUGAUGUUGUUACCGAGUCUCUGUAUACCGAUGGAAAUCAACAGAGUAUGGAGAAUUUUCAGUCCGAUCCGGAGAGCGAAUGGGCAGUGUGUAGAGAUUUACAAGCAAUACAAAUAUCCAGUCCUCCAGAUAGCCGGCCAGAAGUGGAUCAACCAUCGUUGAGUGUAUAA